CGACAACAUACAUAUCACACUUGCACUCUUUUAUUUAGUCACUCUACUCUCAUUGCAUUCAUAUCCACCCAUUCUUAUUGCUAUCGUUUUGGUCUUACCAGCUCUCAGAAGCUCCUCCCAGCGAGUCCGCGGCCCAUGGCCAAGGCCUAGCCGCAUCCCAUCCAACACCUCUCUUAACGCUCAACCCAAACAAGCACAAAAGAAAGAUGGCAAAUCCCUUUAUCGAAAGACCUCUCGUUGACCGCCUCCUCGCCUCCCCGCUCGCCUUCUUCCUUCACCCAAUGCACAUCCUCCUGCUACGACUUCGCGGCGCUCCUCACAGCCCUUCCUCAACAACACGUCCAAUCCGAGUCGUUUGUAUCUCCGACACGCACACCCUCGAAUGGCACGACAUCCCCGAUGGCGACUUACUCAUUCAUGCGGGCGAUCUCAGCAAUGACGGCAGCGUACGCGAAAUCCAGGCUACAGUAAACUGGCUCAAGACAUUGCCGCAUCGACACAAGAUCGUAAUUGCGGGGAAUCAUGAUAGUUACUUCGACCCAAGGUCACGAUUAGACGAAGACCGGGAUACUGUAUCUUCCUCACUGGCGAAUAUAUCCGCCUCCACUGCAUCCAUACGCUCCGUCGACAUUGACAUUGACGAUUUCGACGGCGGCAGAAUCGAUUGGAGUUAUCACUCGCAAACCUCCGAAUAUGACUACCCCUCCUCCUUUGACUCGAAACCUCAAAACACCACCCACGAAGAAGCAGACGAAAAAGAAGACAUCCACUACCUCCAACACACAUCCAUAACCCUAACCUUCCCAGCACAGACACCGACCCAACGCUCCCGUACCCUCACCAUCUACGGCGCCCCUCAAAUCCCCACACCCAUGCCCAUGGGCCCCGAACACGCAUUUACCUACCCCCCGGCCCAAGAUGCAUGGACAAACACAAUACCCAUCGAAACCGAUAUAUUAGUUACCCACACCCCACCCUAUACGCAUCGCGACCUGGGCCCGAAUUUCAGCAUCGGUUGUCCGUUCUUAUUAAGCGAAGUAUGGCGCGUAAGGCCUAUAUUACAUGUCUUUGGCCAUGUACAUUUUGCCCAUGGUUCUGAGCCUGUGUUUUGGGAUGAGGCCCAGCGCGCCUGGGAACGGAUUUCGGGGCGAUGUUCUGCCAGACAGCGCCGUUUACAGCAACAAUCAGCGGGUAGUCUAUGGGCUGGGAGAUUGGGUGGAUUGUAUGAUUUGGUUACGCCGCGGAAUUGGAUUGAUGCAUUCAAAGUUUUGUUUUAUGGGGUUACAGGGAUUAUUUGGUCGAGGGUUUGGGGUGGACAGGUUAAUCGUGGGGCCGGGUGGAUGGUGAAUGCGGCUAUGAUGUAUAAGGAUACAGGGAUUUUGAGGAAUAAGCCGCAGUGUGUUGAGGAGCUGUAA
Molecule: messenger RNA, 1415 nt
Organism: Talaromyces stipitatus ATCC 10500
Lineage: Eukaryota; Fungi; Ascomycota; Eurotiomycetes; Eurotiales; Trichocomaceae
Product: phosphoric ester hydrolase, putative
Exons: 2
Coding region: 207-1415 (402 amino acids)
Molecular function (GO): hydrolase activity
Source: RefSeq, a predicted model, not a curated record